AUGGAUGCUAUACAGGGCCCAUCAGAUGGCAAAGAUCAUGCUUCUCAAGAUGUCAUUGCCUGGCUGCACUGUUACUUCUCCAAAAAGGCAGUUAUGUUGACUGUUUGGAAGCUUCGAUCCCUGUCUGAGCCAUUCACAGAAAUGUCUCUGUAUAACAAUGUUUCAAAAAGGUCACAAAACAUCUAUACGCCCAUCACGUUUUGUAUAGGUGGGGGUACACCACCCAAGGAAGGGCUCCAGACACUCCGGUCAUGGAAAUUGCCAUUGACAACAGACACCAGCUCCCUUAGGUUGUACCCACAUGGAAAAGAGUGA
Pelobates cultripes (western spadefoot toad) is the source of this 315-nucleotide messenger RNA. The record is from the annotation of a GenBank genome assembly. Lineage: Eukaryota; Metazoa; Chordata; Amphibia; Anura; Pelobatidae.